UGUCGUUAUCAGGCUUUCCGUGCCCCCUUAUUUCACGGGUAUUUCACAGCAAGCAACAUCUAUGAUGUCGAUACGUCAUCUAUUUCAACACGGGCUAAAGCGUCUUGUUUUGGAUUCUACUGGAAAACGAAGUGGGCAUAGGUCGGUUAGAGCUGAGCAAAGAACUGAUCGCACUCGUUUGCGGGUGUGUCAUGGAGGAAGAACACAAUGGGCAACAAUAUCAGGGGUUGCAUAAUAUGGGCACUAGAUUAGUAUAUGUCCCCUCCGACGUGCCGGUUCCACAACAUCUCAAAGAUCCGUCAGCAGCAGAGGAUGCUGAAAGAGAGGCACGUGGGGUAGCCAUUGAUCUCAGCCGAAAAUCCAACGAAGAAGCGAUAAAUGAAUGGAAAUUGAGAGAAGAUCUGAUAAUUAAUGAUUUGACGACUAGAAUGGAUCAACCGAUAGAAUUGGAGGUGCCUAAACCUCAACACUUGCCUGACGUCGAACCGUGUGUGGAUCCGGCCACCUCUGAUACGAAUCUUCAGCUACGGGAGCAACCUCAAUUGGGCAAGCGGAUAACUAGUGAGGAAAUUUCAACGUCAGUUAAACGUUCGGACGCCAUUUCUGCAUCUUUUCCUGUCCGUGAUUCACUUUUAGAAAAAAAGCAAUCAGAUCCAAGAGUUUUCGCUGCUAACACCCAUCACGUCCUAUCCCCAGCCACCGACAACCCGUUGGAUUAUAGCUUUAAGCCGAGAAAACAACAGUUGGAAGUGGCGGAAGAGCCGCCGCGGAUAGUAUCCGACGUCGUAUUGCCAGUCGGCGUAGAUAACGAACCCACUGAUGACCCAAUACUGCGGCUGCAUAACAUGCUCAAGCCCCACCACCAGGUCAGAGCAAUACCAUCCAGUGUCCUACAACAUGACGAUGACGAGUUUAAGGACUCAAUCGGACCAAGAAAAACACCUGCCGACACCCGGAGAUACCAAAAAAAUGUCCUGUCUUCGAGAGAUCGACGACUUGAAACACAACUAUCUGAAGGGCAAGAACAUCCGCAAAGGUCAACAAGAAACACUGGGUAUCGGAGAAAAAACAAAAAGAUGCUAGGAGCAGAUGAGUUUUAUCUAACAGAGUUGGAUGGCGUUUCAACAGAUCCAGCCCAACCGCCUAUAAUCCGAUCAUCUCAGAGCAAUAGUGCAACUUUAAGCAAGUCAACUCACUCCAGCAGUUCCACAGAUAAAAAAGUCAACUUCAACUUAGAGGAAAAUAUGACGACGCAGUGCGUGGCUGCCCGACCACAAAACAACUUUUAUGGGAAGCCGAAUCAAAAGCGAAAACAGGAACUGCGCAAUAUUGCCUAUACUUCUCGAAGUGAGCGGGCCAAAAAAGAGGGUGCACUAGAUUUCGAUCCGAAAGAAAAGGCCGGGAUGUCAGCGCGAAAAAUGUCCAGACGAAGUACGCACGCGAGACGAGCGUCGAUAGGAAAACAAGGUAGCCGAACUCGCAGAAUCAUUGAGGGAAAAAGUAAUGUUAUCAUCACCACGGGCAGCCUGGAAGAUCCGACAGCAGUCACGACUAGAAUAGCUGACAACUCAGAUACGAACGAAUUUUCGCAGAUGCUCACGAAAGCCACAAACUCGUGUAAGAUGAACUAGUUAAUGAGACCAGACAUCCCUGGGGCACCCAUCCUGCGUUUCCGUGGGGAAUUUCUCCAUGCUCACCGAGACUAAUCGAAAUCUAUUGCUUUUAAGAUAUCAUUGUUCAGGUCACGAACGUCGAUCAGCUUGAUUAACGGUUAUUCAUUGCACAUUUGGAAUCGAACAAGAAACUUUUAAUUGGAUGUGAGCUGUAAGUUAAGUUUAUCCUGUAUGCCCCUUCCGGCCAUAGCAGAGGUUAACCGGAAAAUAAUUCAUCGGGCAAAGAGGACGCCAUUUGUUGUUUGAUUAGCUGGACUGCAAGGGUGCAUGGUACGAAGUGUUACAGCUUGAGCAAAUGCCAGUUUCUCUUCAUUGGUACUGACUCCUUUCUAUAAUUGUUAUAGUAAAUAAUAUAAGUCGCAAGUAAUUGUGCAUCGGGUUUUUCGUCACACAUCAAUUCUUGUUAUGACAACCAAACUUUAUUAACGUAUCAACAUAAUUUCGUCAUUUUGUUGUUGAUAGAGCCAUAUAGACAGAUUUCAGGCAGGAAAGCAAGGGUUCCCAAGACGAAUGCUGCUUGAAUUUACAUGAAAAUCUUAUACUACAUAUAUUGCCGAUAGUGUUUCUCAUCCCUUCACGCAAAGUAUCACCCCGCCUGUGAGUAAAAAAGGUCUGAACACUACAUGUAGAAAACCAUCAAUAAGUUUCUGCUAGCAUGUUUGAAUAUGUUAAACAAUGUUCCAGAUUUCGCACACAACUAGUACUUGCAAUACAAGUACAAUAAAAAAAAACGGUACAUUUA
Molecule: messenger RNA, 2415 nt
Organism: Varroa destructor (honeybee mite)
Lineage: Eukaryota; Metazoa; Arthropoda; Arachnida; Mesostigmata; Varroidae
Source: RefSeq, a predicted model, not a curated record